AUGGCAGGCUUCCUUGACCUGCCUCUCAAGAUUCGAAAGAAGAUCUACCGCUACUCUCUGGUUGUGCCUCGAGUCUUCGUCCGCCCCUUCAUGUCGAUGGAGUACACGUUGGAUCCAGACCGACAAGGGAAGCAUCCCAUCCCCAAUUUCUCCCUACUUCUGGCCUCCAAGAUGAUCUACAACGAAGCCAUGCCCAUAUUUCUCGGUGAAAACACCUUUUCCCUAGUUCAUGUCGACUUGCUCGCCACCUUGGCGCAUCAGCAUGAGCGCGUCGCCAGCAACCUCACCAAGAUCCGCAAACUCGAGUUGGUCUUCGAUGUUCGCGACUACAACUUCUUGGCCCAGUUCCUGGCCGACGAGUCGCUGGCGGUUGCUGCGGAGGUGGAGGAGCUCACUGAGGAUGAUGACGGCUCGGUACGCAAGCACAAGACUGACGCCAUCAACGAGUUGAUCCAGCUGCACGAACAGCUGAGCAUCGAAGACACGGCCCAGGAGACCAAAGAAGAGGAAGAAAAAGAAGAAGAGAAAGAAUACGACGACAAGGCUGCUUCUCUUUCUUCUGCUGCCGUUGCCGUCGUCGAUUGUGCCGGCAAGAAUGGACAAAUAGAACAUGACCAUCAAAUCGAGAACAUUCGAGAGCUUCUCUGGGGCCGGACGCUAACCUUUGUGCGGCAGAAGUUCGAAUUGUCAUAUCUCUUUAUCGAUUUGCGCCGAUGCACCUGCGCCGAUGGCUGUUGCCGACUAGUCGAGCAGGUGUUGGACUGGGGCUGGGUCCACGUCUGGUUGCACGGUAUGCCCAAGCAGAUCCAGGUCCGGGGGAUCACUGAACAGGAAAAACAGGUGAUUGCGGGUAUUCUUGAGCGGCAACUGUUCCAGGAUGAUUUGACAGUGGAGGAGAUUUAUGACCAGGAACGGGCGACAGAUCACCGUAUGUACCUGCGUUACAAUGAGUUGUUGAGAGAUGUCUAUCAGAAACUCGAUAGGGAGAACCGGUCAGCACAGAAGAAGAGCAUGGGUCUCGGCAUUCAUCUCGAGAAUAUUGAAACAAGAGUGAAUUGA
This is a messenger RNA of Penicilliopsis zonata CBS 506.65, 1059 nucleotides long. RefSeq lists its product as hypothetical. The record is from RefSeq and is a predicted model, not a curated record. NCBI's taxonomy places the organism in Eukaryota, Fungi, Ascomycota, Eurotiomycetes, Eurotiales, Aspergillaceae. The transcript has a single exon. The coding region runs from base 1 to 1059 and encodes 352 amino acids.